CCGUUAUUAAACGUUAACACAUUGACAACCCUAAGAUUCUCAGCUCGACAGAUUACGAUAGUUGGUAUUUUCUGAUCACAACACAAGCGGUCACACUGCUUGGCGGCUUCGUCUUUACUACUAAAAUUUUAAUAACAAUUCCGAUAAAUACAGUAAAAACAUGGAACAGGAACCCGAGGAACAGACUUUCCAGCUCCAGGCACUUGAGAUACGCGAACCUGAUAGCAAUUUCGAUCCCAAGAAGCCGCCAGAAUCCGGGGAGGAGUACUUAAUGCACAUGCUAUACGAGAGGAAACGCUGUCCAGCUGUAGUCACCAAAAGAUCACCUAAAAUUAAAGAUAACACAGGGAACACCUUUGAGAUGUUAGACAAUCCCGCAUUGCCGCCGUUUAAGUGCUUGCUGCCCACACCUGAGUGGCGAGAUGAACAGGUUAAAUCCUUCCAAGCAGCCCGCUCCCAGGUUUUGGUACUUCGCAGAGAGUUAGCCAACCAUAACUACGAUCAGUCCGCCGAACCGCCUUUAACCUCGGAUCAGGAGAAAUGGCAACAAUUCUGCCGAAAUGAACAGCCUCUCUUAAGCACCCUUCUCCAUUUGACCCAAAGUGACUUGGAACAUCUACUGGAAAUGCUCAGCAAAUGGCUGAAGGAUCCCGAUUCACCGGUGGACCUCCUUCAAGAUGUCUGGCUAGCCCGCUGGCUAUAUGCCACCCUGGUUUGCCUUCAUCUUCCCCUGGAACCCCAUGUGUUCAGCACCCUCCGAUAUAUUGCCCGAUCCUGCAUCCAUUUGAGGAAUGCAUUGAAGGUGGAGGAAGUGCAGCGAGCAGCACCUUACAAUUUAUUACUAACCCUCAUUAUUCAGGUCUUUGCACAAAGUGAUUUUAAGGAUUAUAUUUAAGGUAUUAAAUUAUUGUUAAGAAAUAUGUAAACUAAGCGAAAGGUGACUAUUGUUAACUUAAUAAGCCAAGAAGCUGUUUUGGAUUUAACCUUUUGUAAUUGCCUUUUAAAUACUUGAAAACAUUUUUAUUUUUGUCGAAAAAGAUACUUUAAAUAUCGAUAUAAUGUAAAGGAAAUUGUCUCAAUUUAAGUUUUGAAAAUCCAUGAUAAAUUCAAAAGUUUAAUUUUCCUCAGCAACUAAAGCUUAUUUAUGUUAUUUUUAUUUUACUGCAUAAUAAUAUAUAUUCCUCUAAUCUGAAUGAAGCAUUACAAUAUUUAAUAUUUUAUAAUUUAUUUUAUUUUUGCCGAAAAAGAUACUUUAAAUAUCGAUAUAAUGUAGGAAAUUGUCUCAAUUUAAAUUUUAAAAUCCAUUUUAAAUUCAAAAGUAUAAAAGUUUAUUUUUCCUCA
Messenger RNA from Drosophila eugracilis, 1341 nucleotides. It is a transcript of the gene Gem2, whose product is annotated as protein Gemin2. Gene Ontology annotation, cellular component: SMN complex; nucleus; spliceosomal complex. Gene Ontology annotation, biological process: spliceosomal complex assembly; spliceosomal snRNP assembly. The coding region runs from base 161 to 895 and encodes 244 amino acids. NCBI's taxonomy places the organism in Eukaryota, Metazoa, Arthropoda, Insecta, Diptera, Drosophilidae. The transcript has 2 exons. The record is from RefSeq and is a predicted model, not a curated record.